Messenger RNA from Triplophysa dalaica, 3224 nucleotides. RefSeq names its product OS9 endoplasmic reticulum lectin (gene os9). The record is from RefSeq and is a predicted model, not a curated record. NCBI's taxonomy places the organism in Eukaryota, Metazoa, Chordata, Actinopteri, Cypriniformes, Nemacheilidae. The transcript is spliced from 15 exons. Bases 29 to 2116 code for a protein of 695 amino acids. Gene Ontology annotation, biological process: retrograde protein transport, ER to cytosol; endoplasmic reticulum unfolded protein response. Gene Ontology annotation, cellular component: endoplasmic reticulum lumen.
CAAGGCUAGUUUGCGAUAUGAGAGAACUAUGGCUCCCUCCUUGACUAAAUGUUUAAGAGGACUGUAUGUUUAUUUCUUAACAUUUCUUUUGUCCGUGUCUGCUUUUUUGAAUUUGGAAGAACUAAAUGAAAUGAAAUAUGGAAUACAGAUUCUGCCCUAUCCUGUUAUUAUGGGACAGAUGGAAGAUGUGAUGUUGGUUUCCAACAAAUACAAGCAGCUGUAUGAGUGUCGUCUACCAGCGCAGGCAGUUCGCUUCCAUCAGGACCCGGUGUCAGAGCAUGACGUGCAGGGUUACAAUGGUCCUGGAGUCCCGGAGCUCCUCAAGCCCAUGCAGACCGCAGACUGCCUGAUUAAGACCAAAGACUGGUGGACUUAUGAGUUCUGCUACGGUCAGCAUGUCAAGCAAUACCAUCUAGAAGAUUCAGAGAUCAAGGGAGAUGUGCUCUUUUUGGGAUAUUAUGAUUCAGAGUUUGACUGGACUAAUGAAACUGCCAAGGCAUCCAAGCAGCACAAACUGAAAAGGUACCACAGUCAGUCUUAUGUCAACGGCUCCAAAUGUGACCUGAAUGGGAAUUCCAGAGAAACUGAAGUUAGGUUUCUUUGCGAGGAGGGCACAAGUGAGUAUAUUGCACGGGUGGAUGAACCUCAGUCCUGUCGCUACGUACUGACAGUGCACACAACUCGUACGUGCCAGCACCCCCUCCUGCGCCCUCCCUCAAAUGCCAGGCCGCAAGGCAUUGUGUGCCAACCUGCACUCAGUGCCCAGCAGUAUAUGGACUAUGUCAAAGCUCAAGUCUCCGACACCAAACGUAAAGUGGAGCAAAUCUCAGAGGAGCUCAGGAACCUGGAUGAAAUUUUGUCAAAGGAUGAAAAGAAUGAGGUAGUUCAGGAAGACAAAACGGAGUCAGCGGCAGACCUUUCCAAUGAGCCUUCAGUUUCAGAUUCAGAGACCAAAGAAACUGAAGUAGCUGAGGGGGACUCGGCGAGUGAAGCGCCAGAAGACAAGGACUUCUGGGAGGGAGUUACUAAUCCAGCCAGCACAGAGUCAGAUACAUUAAACUCAGAGACCCCUCAGGAGCCUCAGAAAAGCUCUUCGCAUGAUGACAUAUUUGGGGAGGAAAAGUUUAAUUUUAAAAUCAUCACAGACCCAGCAGACCUGAUGAAGUUUGUGCAGCACCUCAGAGAGAGCAACCAAAAGAACAGGAAAGCGGAGCUGGAGAAGGAGAGCCUGCAGUCAUCCCAAAAGGGAGAGGAGAAGGAAAAAAGAAAGAUGACAGAAAGUUAUGUGGAGGUAGAGGAAGGAAAUGAAGAUGAAAGACUGCUGAAGGAGUUUGAAGAGGAGAUGGCUGAUGUGACCGUCCCCUCCUCUAAAAUAGAAGAAAUAAAAGAGGAGAUGCAGAAAGAGUUUGACAACAUAAUAGAGGAAGCCGAGCAGGAGUUGGAGAGUGAAGGUCUUAAAGGGGAGUUUGAUCGGUCUCAGGCUACACAAACUCUGGAGAACACACUGGGGAAACUUUUGGACCGUCUUGACGACAAAAGCGAACAUGAGAGUGAACGAGAAACAGAAAAAAACACAGACGUACUUGAAAACCUACAUCCUCCACAUACAAAAGAGGGAGGCAAUUCAGCCGGCAGCCCAAACCUGGUUCCUAAAACACCAGCCGAAGCAGGCAGCAGUGGUGAGGUUAAAGUCAGGGUGACUAAGUAUAAGGUGGGCGGAGGUGUGGCUGCAGGAGCAGUUGCCGGGGGCAACGGUGAUGAUGAGGGUGGUGUGGAGGUGAAGGAACUGGGCGAGGGCGACCCCCAGUGGCAGCAGAUUCAGGAAGUGGUCAAAGAACAGCUAGAAAGAGCCGGCAUCAAGGCCGAAGGGAAGAUUGAAGUGAAGAUUUUAACCCGUAAAACAGUGGAGGAAGCAGGAGACCAGUGGCUUACAGAGGAGGAUACGAAAUCGUUUAGAGAACUUCUGAUCAAUCUUUUGACUGGAGGUACAGAGGAAGUAAAUAAGGAACAGAAGAGGCAACAAGAGUUAGAAAAUAACUACAGAUUUGUGUGGGGGGAGAAACAGGAUGAGAGCCAGUCGACAGGAAACAGUGAUUCUGAUGAAGCAGACUUCUAAGACAUCUAUUCUCAAACUCCGUGGACUAAAGGGACACACAGACAGACAUUGUUCUUUGACCUGAAAAUACAGCCGAUCUGGUUUCACUUUCCAACAGUGUGCAAUUGAUUGUCCUUUAGUUAUUAUAAUUGUGGUUCUUCUGGAACGUUUUGGUCAUAUGAACCCUGAUGAGUUCAGCCCACUGCCAUGAACUCUGAUGAUCUUCUAUGAGCAUUGCUGAUCUGUUCAUGUUGCUGCCUAUUUUCUCUUAAUUUAUGUACAAAUAUACAAAUCAUUCAUUCUGUGUACAUUAACCUUCACAUUUGAUUUUAGAUUGGAAAAACUUUUUUUGACGGUUACCAAUGUUCUUUAAGUGUGUGAUAGAAUGUCGUCCUAUCAUACAAAUACUUGCAAUUUAUCUGGUGUUUUGAAAAUGUAGUGAUUGCUUCAAGGCAAUAUAGACCACUCCGUUCUCAUGACCAGACAAAUACAGUCACAAUAAUAUUGCUUUUGAGGGUCAAGAAAAUCUUCAUAAAUCAGACAUGCCAUUAUUUCCUGGUUGAUUUAAGUUGUAAGAGUGUUGUAUGGUGGUAUAAAUUAUGAUUUCUUGCACUUUAUUGAGUGAAAUUUAGUUCCUUUUUCUUACAUGCAUACAUAUUUCAUACAUAGUUUGCCCUUUGGACUGAAAAUAUUUUGGUAGAUUUGUAAGCUUAUGUCAGCAGCUAGUUUUUCAAACCAAUAUGAAGCCUAGCCCUGGGCUUUAAGCAGUUUUAUUUCAGUGUAAUGUAUACGCUUGUUUUUCUUUUAAAGUGAUAGUUCACCCAAAAGAUAAAAUUCUGUCAUCAUUUACUCACAGUUGGUCCAAACCUGUACACAUUUCUCUGUGUCCAGCAUAAAGAAAGAAAUGUAUACAGGAUUGGAACAACUUGAUGGUGAGUAAUGUUAAAUGAUGACAUAAUUUUCAUUUGUGGGUGCACUAUCCCUUUAAGGUUCUCUGUGAAAAACGCUGUCAAACAUUUAGAAAUCUACUUUUAGGCACCAUUUCUGCGUUCUUGGCACUUAAGGGCUGUUUUUUGUUGUACAUUUUAAUGGUUAAUUUGGUAUAAUAAAAGUAAUCAAUGUUUCAUUA